This is a messenger RNA of Rodentolepis nana, 465 nucleotides long. Lineage: Eukaryota; Metazoa; Platyhelminthes; Cestoda; Cyclophyllidea; Hymenolepididae. The record is from the annotation of a GenBank genome assembly.
AUGUCAUUUAAUACGGACAAAGAUUUCUUGGAUGAGAUAUUUAUGGCAGAGGAGAAGCAGUAUUCUGACGCUUAUCGUAAUGCCUUUGCAAUGAUUGCAGAUGACAAGUCAGCCUCGCAACUGUCCGAUCGAAGUGGCGAAUUGGAGUCAUCAUGGGUGCACGGUCUACAAUAUGGCGCUACACUGGGAUCAGAAUUGUACUCUUAUCAGGGUCUGGCUGAAGAAGUACUUGCUUCGUGGAGUGUUGAGGAGCACCUGGAUAGACAUCAUCCUGUCACCAUCGCUAAGAAACUCAUAGAACUUCUCAAUGAGUCCCCUGGACCUUUGGCGAGAUCAUGUGAGGAGUUUGCCAAGCAUCCUUCGCUUGAUGGCGAUUUGGCGCUUAUUCGAAAUAAGGCGAAAAUGCUCAUUAGCAAAUUGGAAAUUCACUCUCUUAGUAAGGGUGUCGAGGGGCUUGAUUUCUAA